Molecule: messenger RNA, 1164 nt
Organism: Vitis riparia (riverbank grape)
Lineage: Eukaryota; Viridiplantae; Streptophyta; Magnoliopsida; Vitales; Vitaceae
Product: psbP domain-containing protein 4, chloroplastic
Exons: 5
Coding region: 170-1009 (279 amino acids)
Biological process (GO): photosynthesis
Cellular component (GO): photosystem II oxygen evolving complex; photosystem II; extrinsic component of membrane
Molecular function (GO): calcium ion binding
Source: RefSeq, a predicted model, not a curated record
UUCUUCAGUAUCCCGAGCACCUCAAGUUCUUCCCCAUUGUUCCCCACCCAAAGAAAAUUUAUUGAACUACUGAACAAAAGAGCAUAUCACUCAGUUCUCUUGUCUGAAUUUCUGAUCACAAGGGCCUAUCUCAGUUCUCUUCCAGCAUUUUUUUCUGCGUACAGAGAAAAUGGGAACAUCCAUAUUCACUAGCUGUAGCUUUUCCUGGAGAAAUCAUCAGCAUAUCAUUCCUUCUCACCGUUUUCUUUCUCAUUCUUCGCUGGAUAAGGGUUUAUCGGUAGCAAAAGCUGCUGUAGAUACAAGACAGAAUGGUUGUGUUGAAUUUGUUGAUGAAGAAACUGAGAAGUUCUCUGGGUUUUUGAAGAGAAGAUCCGCUAUUGUUUCUGGGGUCUCUUUGAUUUCUUCCACAGUUUUGGGUUUUCCAAGAGAGGGAUUGGCAGUUGUGAAACAAGGCCUCCUAGCAGGAAGGGUACCUGGUCUAUCUGAGCCAGAUGAACAAGGUUGGAGGACAUACCGGAGACCGGAUGAAAAAUCUGGAGGCCAUGGUGUUGGAUGGAGUCCGAUUAUUCCUUACAUCUUUUCAGUCCCUUCUGGUUGGGAAGAGGUUCCUGUAUCAAUUGCAGAUCUAGGUGGGACAGAGAUCGAUUUGAGGUUUGCCAAUUCUAAGGAAGGGCGUUUAUUUGUCAUUGUUGCUCCAGUUCUCAGAUUUGCAGACAAUCUUGGGGAUGAUGCUACAGUUGAAAAAAUAGGACCUCCAGAGAAAGUGAUCGCUGCUUUUGGACCAGAAGUGAUUGGGGAGAAUGUAGAAGGAAAAGUCUUGAGCAUGGGAGUAGUGGAGCACUCAGGAAGAACAUAUUACCAGUUCGAAUUGGAGCCACCUCAUGUUCUUAUCACAGCAACUGCAGCGGGAAAUCGCCUUUACUUGUUCAGUGUAACUGCAAGUGGUCUUCAAUGGAAAAGACAUUACAAGGAUUUAAAAAAGAUAGCUGACUCUUUCCGUGUUGUCUAGUCGAGAUAUUUCUAUGAAUUGAGGGAGCAUAAAUAUAAUAUCCUUCUCCUACAAUGAAAUUUACAACAAAAAAAUUGCAUGUAUAGAAAAAUAGAAUUCAUUUUUGAACCACAUAUUUUUGGUUCACAUUGAAUCUUGGGAGAAGCUUUGUAGAA